This is a messenger RNA of Cucurbita maxima (winter squash), 1579 nucleotides long. Its product is annotated as histidine protein methyltransferase 1 homolog. The record is from RefSeq and is a predicted model, not a curated record. The transcript is spliced from 10 exons. The coding region runs from base 92 to 1015 and encodes 307 amino acids. NCBI's taxonomy places the organism in Eukaryota, Viridiplantae, Streptophyta, Magnoliopsida, Cucurbitales, Cucurbitaceae.
UCAAAAAAAUUUUACGAAAGAAAAACGUUGGGGGUUUGAACCCUCUUGAAAUCUCUGUUCCGCCGCGAAGCUCUCCAGGGAGCAACCAGUAAUGGCGGCGAACUCUUCGAGUCCGGCUUUCGAAAACUUUCGGUUGUUUGGAUCAGCGGAAGACGAGAAGCCCAAUCCGGGUUUAUCCUUGGGUUUCCUCGACUCUCAACAACCUCCACUUCCACCUCCACCUCCUUGCCUCGAAGUUCUUUCUUCUGAGGUUUGUUCUUCCGUUAAAUACAAUGUGGAGCCAGUGACAGUGGGUGAAAUUACCAUGUUUAAGGGGCGGGUCAGCACGCAGGAGGUUUUCUCCUUGUCCAACUCUGAUUUAGUUCCUGGUAAAUAUGAAGGGGGGCUUAAAUUAUGGGAAGGCGCAUUGGAUCUUGUCAAAGCUCUCUGUGGAGAGGUUGAAAAUGGUCAUUUGUCAUUUGCUGGGAAGCGAGUUUUAGAGCUUGGAUGUGGCCAUGGUCUUCCUGGUAUUUAUGCAUGCCUGGAGGAUGCAGCUGCAGUACAUUUCCAGGAUUUCAAUGCCGAAGUCCUGAGAUACCUUACCAUUCCAAAUGUCACUGCAAACCUUACAAAAAAGGCAGCUUUGCCAACUAAUCCAACUGAAUCUGAUGCUGGAUCAGCAGCUCGUUACUUCGCUGGUGAUUGGAGUGAAAUGCAUAAAAUUCUGCCGUUUGCGUCUGACGACAAGGAGAAGCUAAGUGAAAAUUUCAAUGGCUAUGACAUUGUUUUAAUGGCGGAGACCGUUUAUUCUCUUUCUACACUUAAAACUCUCUAUAAACUUAUCACACAGUGUUUGAGCCGUCCUCAUGGAGUUGUAUACAUGGCUGGAAAAAAGCAUUACUUUGGAGUAGGAGGAGGAACCCGACGCUUUCUCUCUGUGUUAGAAAAAGAAGGUGAAAUGGUUUCCAAACUGAUUGCAGAAGUUGCUGAUGGUUCGUCUAACGUUAGAGAAGUGUGGAAGAUCUCAUUGAAAUAGAAGGAGUGCAUUAGGGAUGGUUUAUGCAAAUGAUCACUGGAACGAAAGCAUUCUGUAUUUCUCUCCUUUGUCGAGUUCGUAUCUGAAAAUUAUGGAUCAAAUCUUUUUUGGGAAGUUGAACACUGUGUUGUGUGCUCCCUUUGUUGGAAAGUAUCUCAUAGUUUCUUAAAGAAUAUUACAUGCUCUAACUGUGAUGAGUGGAUGGAUAUGUCUUAGCAAAAUCCUGGAAAAGAACUAAAUGGAUCCUUAGGUACACACGAUACUUCAUGAACAUCCCUUGUAUCUUAUCUGAGGAUAAUAUUUAUGAAUGAAUUUUGCGGUUGAUAUGGUCAAAGAAGAUCAUCAAUAGGGUAUGCGUUUAAGCUAUGAAAUAUUAUUGGCCCCAAAUUCAGCUUAUUAUAGCCCAUCAACACUCAAAGCAGCUGAGCACAUAGAAUUGGAGCCUUGGGAGUGCCUACUUAAGCUAUGCUCAAUUGGUAUUUAAGGGAUCAUCCAUGAUUCGACAUUUUGUUAGAACAUGAUUAGAGGUUUGAAUUGCUAUCACUACAUGUUUGAACUUGAAAA